AUGGAUCCACUGCACCAUGCGAUCUGGGGACGCUCGCUGACCACGGGAGGCUCACGACAGGAUGAAGGAGGGGACAGGGUCGCAGCGUUUUAG
Peronospora matthiolae is the source of this 93-nucleotide messenger RNA. Lineage: Eukaryota; Oomycota; Peronosporomycetes; Peronosporales; Peronosporaceae. The record is from the annotation of a GenBank genome assembly.